UGAAAAUGGUUAAAUUGACUAGCACUGAUAAUUAUCAGCUGUUUUUUGGCUCAAAACAAAUUUUCAUUUUUUAAUAAAGAGCGCAAAUAAAUUGAAGUUUGCAACAAAUGUGCAUGCAGCGUUUAAAAAUUGCAAUCGCAUCAGCACAACAAACACGGCCAAGUUGUGCGUGACUCAGACUGAGAAGCAGGCUACUGCAAACUGCCAAGAGACUGGAGCUGGAAAUGAUGCAGUUGUCCAUGCCAGCGAACACAUACGAUGUGGCCAGCCGCUCUGACACGCCUGCUAAGACGACGCAUUAUUUACAUAAUCCUGCUGCUGCUGGUUCUCAUACUCAUGUUUGGCAAUUUCUUUGACCGUCAACUGCUCGGUGGCUUCAGUCGCUUGCACUAUGACGAUUAUGUUGUGAAGCGUACACGGCCGCUGCUGUGGCAACAAGAGCAGGAGGAGCAGCAGCAGCUAAAUCGCACACGGCAGCUGGAGCUGCCUUGUCGCAAUUCUGUGCAGGGCAGACGUCUGCUAACGGAUGAGCUUGGCUUUGUCUGUUUGCGUGAUCAAUUGCUGCCCAACGGUUGCUGCAAUCCAGAGCUAACUGACGGCAUCAGUUACAGCUGCCAGAGCUGUAAUCCUGCCACUCACUGCUGUGCCAUUUAUGAGUACUGCGUCUCCUGUUGCCUGCAGCCGGACAAGCGUGCGCUGCUGGAGAAAGUGCUGCAGUCUUCCCCCAUACAGAAGUAUGUGUACGCCAGCGUGGAGGAUCAGUUUGAGCUGUGUCUGGUCAAGUGUCGCACAAACUCGCAUUCGGUCGAGCAUGAAAACAAAUAUCGCAACGAAGCUGCCAAGUACUGUUAUGGUCCCACCGAAGCGCACGAGUCCCAGCGCGAGGUGGCGCCACGCGGCGGUCUGGGUUAAGGCUAAAGGUGCUGCUAGACGUUUUAGCACUCGAACUGAUCUCAGUUUUGGAUUUAGCAUUCUCUGACAACUCCAUGUGCCUCACUCUACUAGAGACAAACCUGUGGCCUCAUUAAUGUUGGCUUAGCUAUAAGUCUAUAUUAAUUUUGUAACUGUAUAUAGAAGGAAGUUAAUGAUUUUAGUUUAUUGCCUAUAGUUAGUAAGUAAUUCUUUUAUA
This is a messenger RNA of Drosophila busckii, 1129 nucleotides long. RefSeq names its product UPF0454 protein C12orf49 homolog. Bases 259 to 912 code for a protein of 217 amino acids. Lineage: Eukaryota; Metazoa; Arthropoda; Insecta; Diptera; Drosophilidae. The record is from RefSeq and is a predicted model, not a curated record. The transcript is spliced from 2 exons. Gene Ontology annotation, biological process: positive regulation of SREBP signaling pathway.